ACAGGAAUUACAGUAUAUUUUCCCAAAUCUGAAAAAUGUAAAAGGUGUGCAUCAUAGCUGACACCUAGAUGAACACUUUACGGUGUGUUUUAUGAUUACUAAAUCAAAGUAGACUGAAGGGUAUUGAAAAGAUCGCCGCACAAUGGGACUCAACGUGUUGUUCGUUCCCGUGGAUACAGCCCAACAAUCACAAAGACACCGAUGAAAGCCGAACCUGCUUAUUAUUCAGGAUGGAAGAAACAGACCUCAGAAAUUAUGAGUUAUCCCAACUGCAAGCAGAAGUCGAGCAGGAGAGAGAGGUCAAGGAGAUGUUAAAGGACUCCGUGUCUGAUCUGAGGAGCACACUGGCCGAUUUGGAGAACAGACUUCGUAAUGUCGAUGGAGAAGAGAACGAGUGGAGAACCAGAUAUGAGACACAGCUGGAGCUGAACGAGCAGCUGGAGAAACAAAUCCGAGUCGCUCGAGAGAGACUCGAGACCCUCCGCGGUGACCCCUCAGAUCGACUGGCUUCUAUUCGCUCAUAUGAUGAAAUGUCAGAGGAUGCUCUCAGACGGAGAUUGAAAUUGCUGUCUACUGAGAAGUGCAGCCUUCAAUCCCAACUGAAGGAUUUCCAAAUGAGAAUUGUGCAGGAGGGAAAGACUUACCAGAAAGUCUACGAAGAGAGGCGGGCGUAUCUUGCUGAGAUCGCAAAGCUGUCUUCAACUGUGGAUGUGAGCAGAAAGCAGCAUACGGUUCAAGCCUGGAGGACAGCGCUGGGUCCAGACAAAAUCAGAGGCCAGGAGAGUAAGAGGCAACAUUCAAACAUGAUGCAGGGGGCUGUCAAAAAAGCACCAGCAAGGAGUCGUCUACCUCGAUUAAAACAUUAAUUCCAUUCAGGGUGUCCAUCAGCUAUUGUUUGAUAAUUUUUGUUUAAUUUUUCUUUUAUUCUUUUUUUUAAGAACAGUAAAAUGAAGCAUAAUCUUUGAGUUCAUAGACCUAGCUUGAUAGAGGCCACUUUGAACAGCCUAAUAAUAAUAAUAAUAAAAAAAUACAGUUAGGUUAUUUUUAGGUUAAUUACAGUUUGGUUUAUUUUAUUGGGUUUCAUCUUAUCAUUUCAGGGUGAAACAAUGUUAAGUCAGUGUUUAUGUGUCAGUGCUAAGUGCAUUGAAUUAAUAUUACAUAGUGAUAUUGGUUUUAUAGCAUUAUUAAUGUUGAAACAAUGGGAAAAUGGUAAUGUCACUGAAUCAACAUUAUGAAGUAAUGAUUGUAAUCAUCACAUGUUCACCUUCAGUUAAUGUUUCAUUUUCAUAAAAACUACAACAACAACAACAACAAUAACAAACAAUAACAUGUAACUGAAUCAGUGUUACACUGUGAUAUUCUACUGUUAUGCACAAUAUUAACUGUUGUUGAGUCAAUAUAAAAAAUAGGAUGUGAUUUAAACUGUAUGUUCAUUAUAAACCACUUUAAAAAAAAUAAAAUAAAAAAA
Messenger RNA from Puntigrus tetrazona (Sumatra barb), 1468 nucleotides. RefSeq names its product coiled-coil domain containing 169 (gene ccdc169). The transcript is spliced from 8 exons. Bases 231 to 866 code for a protein of 211 amino acids. NCBI's taxonomy places the organism in Eukaryota, Metazoa, Chordata, Actinopteri, Cypriniformes, Cyprinidae. The record is from RefSeq and is a predicted model, not a curated record.